This is a messenger RNA of Erigeron canadensis, 2687 nucleotides long. Its product is annotated as G-type lectin S-receptor-like serine/threonine-protein kinase At4g27290. The record is from RefSeq and is a predicted model, not a curated record. Lineage: Eukaryota; Viridiplantae; Streptophyta; Magnoliopsida; Asterales; Asteraceae. Bases 31 to 2490 code for a protein of 819 amino acids. Gene Ontology annotation, biological process: protein phosphorylation; recognition of pollen. Gene Ontology annotation, molecular function: protein serine/threonine kinase activity; ATP binding. The transcript has 7 exons.
CUAUCUUUCCUAAGACACAAGAAAACAACUAUGGACAUUCCAUCCAUGUUUUUACUACUCUCAGGUGUUCUAGUGGUUCACUUGUCAGACUCUAAAGCAGUGGACAGAUUUUAUGCAGAUCAAGCUAUCAAAGAUGAUGGCAAUACAAUUGUUUCCCGCGGUGGGAUGUUCAAGUUAGGAUUUUUUAGCCCGGGAAAAUCCAAGUAUCGGUACGUGGGGAUAUGGUACAACAAGAUAUCAGUUUGUACACCUGUAUGGGUUGCAAACAUGGAGACGCCGAUUGUUGAUAAAACGGGCGUCUUCAUACUCACUCAUCAAGGAAACCUGGUUAUUUUGGCAGAUGGUGGAAGUACUAAAAUCUGGUCAUCCAAUUCGAUAUCUUUGACUAUGAUCAACCCAGUUGUACGGAUUCUUGACACCGGAAAUCUUGUUCUUUGGGACAAUAGUAGUACCAAUAAUCAAAACCUGAUUUGGCAGAGUUUUGAUUAUCCCAGUGACACAUUAAUAGCAGGGAUGAAAUUAGGAAUGGAUUUAAGAACAGGCUUAGAGAGGUGUUUGACGUCUUGGAAGAGUCCUGAUGAUCCUUCCAAGGGUCAAUAUGUAGAUUGUGUAGAUACAAAUGGAUAUCCGCAAGUGUUUGGGAAAAAAGGUGAUGUUUUGCAGUGGAGAAUUGGACCAUGGAAUGGUAUCGGAAGUAGUGGCCUUCCUAGUGAUGCUCCAAAUCCAUUUUACACAAUGGAGUUUGUUGUUAAUCAUGAAGAAAUAUAUUAUAAAUUUGAACUUAAAACUUCAAUAAUUCAUCACAUACAUUUGACAUGGGACGGGAAGAUACUGCAAAUGCAGUGGAUAGAGCGACUGCAACAGUGGAUUGUGUAUGCGGAUGUUGGAGUAGACAGUUUUAAUCAUUAUGGAGUAUGUGGUCCUUAUGGAAGCCAUAACAUCAAUAGGCGUCCCCUUUGUGGUUGUUUGAGAGGUUUUAAACCAAGACUUCCAGAUGAAUGGGAAGCAUCAGAUUGGUCAGGGGGAUGUCAACGAAAAAGGCCUUUAGAUUGCACAAGUGGAGAUGGCUUCUGGAAAAUAUCAGGAGUGAAACUUCCAGACACACGACAUUCAUGGUACAAUGUGAGCAUGACCUUAGGUGAAUGCGAGAUGGCUUGCAGAAGGAAUUGCAAUUGUACAGCUUAUGCAAACUUAGAUAUUAGGGGAAGUGGGUGUUUGUUGUGGUUUGAUGAGCUUAUGGACAUACGAGAAUAUGACGUGAAGCACAAUCUUUACAUAAGAAUGGCUGCCUCUGAAUUAGCUGGAAAAUUAAUAUCGCAAUCUAGCUACAAGGAGAAGAAAGGAGUGCUCGCAGGAGUGCUAUCAAUUACGUCAGCUAUGCUGUUAGUGAUGUUUGCAGUCAUGUAUGCUUGUAAGAAGAAAAUACCUUAUAUAAAACGAAGAGGAAUCUGGGAUGCACUUAAUAAAAAGAAUAGCAUUAUUCAAAUAGAAGAUACUGAUGACUUGCCUUUUUUUAGCCUGUAUGAAAUAGCUAAGGCUACAAAAAACUUUAGUAUCGAUAACAAGAUUGGAGAAGGGGGCUUUGGUCCUGUUUACAAGGGUGUGUUGGAAGACGGGCGAGAGGUAGCUGUGAAAAGGCUCUCGGAAUCAUCUGUGCAAGGGCUUGAUGAAUUCAAGAAUGAAAUCAUGUGUAUAGCCAGACUUCAGCACCGAAAUCUUGUAAAGAUUCUCGGAUAUUGCAUUCACGGAAAUGAAUUGAUUUUGAUCUAUGAAUACAUGGCUAACAAAAGCUUGGAUUCAUUUCUAUUUGAUGAAACCAGAAGUUCGAUGCUUGAUUGGCCUUGCCGUUUUCAAAUUAUCCAUGGGAUGGCUCGAGCUAUUCUAUAUCUACAUCAAGAUUCACGCCUUCAAAUCAUCCAUAGAGAUCUCAAGGCAGGCAAUAUUCUGUUGGAUGCUGACAUGAACCCAAAAAUCUCUGACUUUGGCCUUGCUAGAAAGUUUUUCGGAUCUGAUGAUACUUUCACCAAGACAAAGAAAGUGGUGGGAACAUACGGUUACAUUUCUCCAGAGUAUGCAGUACACGGGAAAUUCUCCACGAAGUCUGAUGUUUUUAGCUUUGGUGUUUUGGUGUUGGAGAUAGUAAGUGGUAAAAAAAACAGAGGAUUCUCUCAUGAAGAUCACAGUGACAACCUUCUUGGACAUGCAUGGAGAUUAUACAAAGAAAACAGGUCAAUUGAACUUAUGAGUGAGUCGUUACGUGAUUCGUACAUUAUAUCUGAAGUACUACGAACAAUAUAUGUUGGGCUAUUAUGUGUGCAACAUCAUCCAGAAGAUAGACCAACUAUGAUGUCGGUGGUUCUGAUGCUGAUCAGUGAGGGCGUGUUGCCUGAACCUAAACAACCAGCCUUUUUCACAGGAGAAAGUCAUGGGGGAGUUCAGCCGGUUGCAUCAUCUGGGGAAUACAUGAUAACACAAUUGAUUGCUCGAUAGUAAGCACAUGUUAUUAAUGUUAAAUGUACACAUACCCACAACAGUUGGUUUAGUAAUUUUUAUCUAGUUGAAGCAUGUGGUUUUCUGGAGUUCGUAAGUUGAAGGUUCAAUUGUAACGAUACAAAUCCCAAAAAAAUGAUUGUUCGAUAAUAACCUUUAUUAGUACGUCUAUUUGAUAUUAACUUUCUUUGUUUUCA